Messenger RNA from Sinocyclocheilus grahami, 2806 nucleotides. RefSeq names its product TBC1 domain family member 8B-like. The record is from RefSeq and is a predicted model, not a curated record. The annotation marks the transcript as partial. Gene Ontology annotation, molecular function: calcium ion binding. The transcript has 15 exons. NCBI's taxonomy places the organism in Eukaryota, Metazoa, Chordata, Actinopteri, Cypriniformes, Cyprinidae.
UUAGGCCUGCUGGUUGGAACUUUGGACACAGUUCUUGACUCCACAGCCAAAGUCGCACCGUUUCGCAUUUUACACCAGACGCCCGACUCUCAGGUGUACUGGAACAUUGCCUGUGGAGCAUCUUUAGAGGAGAUCUCAAAACACUGGGACUGGCUGCAGCAGAACAUCAUCAGAACUCUCGCUGUGUUUGAUUCUGGCGAAGACAUCACCAGUUUUGUCCAGGGAAAGAUAAGGGGUCUGAUAGCAGAGGAGGGCACAUCAGCCAGUGACGAAGAGGAUCCCGAACGCUUCCGGGAGGCAGUGCUGCGCUUUGAACGUCUGUUCGGUUUGCCUCAGAGAGAGAAGCUUGUGACUUAUUUCUCUUGCAGCUACUGGAGAGGACGAGUGCCAAAUCAGGGCUGGAUCUACCUCAGCACCAACUUCCUGUGUUUCUACUCCUAUAUGCUGGGAAAUGAGGUGAAACUGGUGUAUCCCUGGGAUGAGGUGAGCCGUCUGGAACGUACAUCGAGUGUGUUGUUGGCAGAGAGCAUCCGUGUGUGUGUGCGUGGAGAAGAUCAUUUCUUCUCAAUGCUCCUGAGGCUCCAGCAGACAUACCUGAUCAUGCAGCAGCUGGCCGAAUACGCCAUUGUGCGGUUCUUCGACAAAGAAACAUUUAAUGCUGAGCAUCCACUGGCCAAUCCCCUUCACGUCACACAGAGGGCUCUGGAAAUACAUGCACGGAAUCAGUCAUUUCGAGCAUUUUUCCGGUUGCCGCAGGAGGAGAACCUUUGUGAAGUGUAUGAGAGUUUACUCUGGGUUCCAUUCAGCCACGUCAAUACGCUUGGGAAAAUCUGUGUCUCUGAGAACUAUCUGUGCUUUGCAAGCCAGGAUGGUUCUCAGUGCCAUCUCAUUAUCCCUCUAUGGGAGGUGUUUAGUGUGGAGCUGCCAGACCGCAGUAGUCGUGCUCUUACUGUGUGUCUUCGUGGCAAGAGAGCUUUGCGUUUUUCUGAGGUUCGGGAUUUUGAGCGACUUGCUGCCACCAUCCGCAGAAAGUGUAGGACAGCAGGAAGCCCCCAGCAUUUCAUCAGUAAUCCGGAUGAGGAGGGUGUUAUGGUGGGGCAAAGUCAAGCCGUCAGCACUGAAGCUCUUAUGAACGUCUUUCAUCCGCAUGAUGCAGAAAACCUUGACCCCAAAAUGCUGAAGGAGCGAAUGAAGGAGCAGUCGUGGCAGAUCCAUUUUGUUGAAUAUGGCCGUGGAACUGGAAUGUUUUGCACCAAAAAAACACGUGACCUCAUUGUACGAGGAGUUCCAGAGACUCUCAGAGGAGAACUGUGGAUGCUCUUCUCAGGUGCAGUACAUGACAUGACCUCUCAUCCCGGGUACUAUGGGCGGCUACUGGAGGAGUGUAUGGGCAGCAGCUCGCUUGCGUGUGAUGAGAUUGAGAGAGAUCUGCAUCGCUCCCUCCCAGAACACCCAGCAUUCCAGAGCGACACAGGAAUCUCAGCUCUUCGGCGUGUCUUGACUGCCUACGCUCAUCGCAACCCCAAAAUCGGCUACUGCCAGUUGCGUGUUGUUGCUCAAGAUGUGAAGUUCAGUGCUGCUCAGCUAGACGAGCUCUACAUGCUUUUUAAAAGGCAACACUUUGUGAGCUGUUACUGGUCAGUGUGUAGUCCUGCCCUGCAGAACCAUGACCCCAGCCUGCCAUAUCUGGACCAGUACCAGCUGGAUCAGUCCCAGUUUAGUAGCCUGUUUAACCUCCUACAGCCAUGGACCACGCACACGCACGCACUCUCACUGGCACGAUCAGCCUUCCGGCUUCUGGACGAGAACGGAGACGGACUUUUGAACUUCAAAGAUUUCAUAUGUGGUCUGGAUAUCCUAUUAUCUCUGUUUCGUGGCUGCACAUUUUUUCCACUAUUCCAUGUAGAUUCUGCAGAGGAUGGAGUGAUCAGAAAAUGUCCAGAAAGAGGUCGUGCUAAAGUAGAUCUGCAGGAAUAUCUGAAACAGUGGCAGGAAGACUUGCUGCGGAAAGAGGAGAAUAUUAAAGAUCUGCCCAGAAUUAAUCAGGUACAGUUUAUUGGUUUGACAAAGACCCUGUACGGAGUGUUCCACGGUGAUGAGGAGGAGGAGAGUCUGUACCGUGCUGUGGCACGAGUGACCAGUCUUCUGUUGCGCAUGGAAGAGGUGGGGCGGAAGCUACAGGAGAGCAGCCCGCAGAAAACGCCCCAAAGUACACCCACCAGCACGGCUCAGCCGGAGACCUCCCCAACAUUACCCACCAGCCCUGAGACCGAAACCCUCGCUGAGGGGGAAGGCGACCAACCUGAGUCUCCGGUCAGUCAGCAAGAAACUGCCCCGUCCCACUCUGACAUUACCCCGACCUCAACCUCACGCCCUUCUACGCCCACCAGCAGUCCCACCGGAACCAGCAGCCCCGUGUUGGACACGCCAACAGACACCCCCAGCUCACCCUCUAAGGUCAGAGACGGGGACUGGAGUUUCUCCUUCGAGCAGAUUCUUGCGUCUCUCCUGAAUGAACCGUCUGUCGUUCGCUUCUUCGAACGGGCCAUUGACACGGAUUCUCUGAUUGCACAUGCACGUAAAAACCAGCUUAAAGACGCACACUAACACACUAUAUCAGAGCAAUCACAGCAAAACACUGCCCUAAAAGCCAUAAACCCUCUCCCUUCCUCUUUCUCUCUUUCUGUGUGACUUGUACAGGUCAGUGUUUGUGAAACACUUACGUCCGUUACAGAUGAGGAAAUCCUUUUAUUUAUAUACAGACACACAUAUACAGGACAAGUACAAAUCAAAGGGACAAAAAAAA